Molecule: messenger RNA, 219 nt
Organism: Paramecium sonneborni
Lineage: Eukaryota; Ciliophora; Oligohymenophorea; Peniculida; Parameciidae
Source: the annotation of a GenBank genome assembly
AUGAUAUUUGCCAAAUUCAUAACUAUCUAAAUCAAUUUUUUUAAAUUAAUUAGACAAUUAUUUAUAUCAAUCAAUAUUUAAUUUUGUUCAAACUAAUACAAUAAAAACAUCUCAUCCAUUUAACAAACUAUUUUAUCUAUACCAUUUAAUCAAAUUAGGUAUAGUUUAAUUACUUUAAAAAUCAAAUUAUAAGAAGAAUAAAAAAAAUUGAAUGAAUGA